AUGCCUUCGUAUCGCGAGUUAAAAGACAAAAUCAGACUUUUAGAAGAGGAGAAAAAGACGUUGCGUGAGGAAUGUGGAGUACAAAGCUCUAAACGAAUUCACUUAGAGAGAAAACUCAUGGAGUGGCAGAGUUAUGCUGAAUACAAGGAAGAGAUGUUAGUGGCCACAAUGCAAGAGAGAGAAGAGUUUAAAAAACUGUAUGAAAAGACGAAAGCUGAAAAUAAUAUUCUGGAGUUUCAUUUGGAACGCCUUCAAAGGCACUAUCUUUUGUUGGAAAAGGGCUUUACAUCAUGGUUUCGCGUUGGCCAGCGAAUGUAUAACGAAUAUAUAUUAUUUAAAGAUGCCUACUUUGGUUUGCUGGAAAGGUAUACUUGGGAGACAAGAAGUGACACCGUGUACAAUGACAACAUUACAUCCACCCUGGCUAUCCCUUUUUCGACUAUGCAGCCUAAAGCUCCUCUCCACAGUCUACAAAACGGUUAUCUAAUGUACACAAACGCGCUGACUUCUCCAUCGCCGGCAGCUGUUCCUGUUUCAAUAAGUGCGAUCCCGCUCCAACCAGCCGUGGAUUACUGUUUCUCUAUGCUCCAGCCGAUCAACUUUGGUGGCGCAGAACGGAUUUUGAUUUAUGGUAACAACCAAUCAGAAAGUCCCGCGAUCCGUAUUGUAAACCAAAACAUGGCGCUUCUAUGGAGCCCACAAAUGCUGAUCAAACGAAGAAACCAACUUCAGAUCCUACCAAGAAAAGAAAUUGCCUGUGAACAGGCCAACGAGGAAGAGAACGAAAGAGAAAACAACGAGCACUGCGAAAAGGAAGAGAGAGUAAGAGAAAACAACGAGCACUGCGAAAGCUUAUCAGUGCAGGAUGAAGACAGUACAUCGCCCGCUAUGUUUGAGGGAAAAAGCUCCAAAUUAAAGGUAAGCACGCCAAGAUUCUGUAGCACAGUGGGAAUGGAUCCGCAAGGAAGUAUGGGGGAAGGGCCUGCAGCACAAUUUCUUUUUAUCCAUAUUAUUGAUCCAUAUUUCUCUUUCUUUCUUACUCAUUUGUAA
Porites evermanni is the source of this 1050-nucleotide messenger RNA. The record is from the annotation of a GenBank genome assembly. Lineage: Eukaryota; Metazoa; Cnidaria; Anthozoa; Scleractinia; Poritidae.